AAACACAGUUAAUGUUGUAAAGGUUAACAGUUUAUUACCAUUAUUAUAUUGAAAAAAAUGGAUCAUUCAUAAAUCCGAGAUACACUAAAAUGUAAAUAUAUAUCAUAAAUCAAAAAUAAAAAAUAAAUUUAUUCAGAAAGACUCUAUCUUGCAGCUGUAACAGAUCUAGUAGUAUCAUCUUCUUCUCAUUCAAUUCAGAGUGUAAAAACCUCAACUUUGCCCAAAAGCUCAGAUUCAUUCAUUCAGCAUGAGCAAAGCUUCAGUGAUACUCUACAUCACCGUAGGGAUCCUCGUCCUCUUCCUCGUCUCCUACUCCCCUAAGAAGAACUCCGACCACGAUCACCACCACCACGGCGGCGGUCACGGCCAACACCACCGCCUCAAACUCCGCUCUUCUUUCAACUUCAAACCCACUCGCCACGAUCCGAUCCCCUUCGACCCCCUCGUCGCCGACAUGGAGCGCCGCCGCGAGGAUAAGGAGUGGGAGCGGCAGCACAUUGACCAUUCUCACCCCGAGCUAGCGACUCAUGAUCCUGCGCCUGGUCACGAGUCGCAGCCCGAGUGGGAGGACUUUAUGGAUGCUGAGGAUUACUUGAAUGAUGAGGAGAAGUUCAAUGUCACCGAUAGGUUGAUAUCUUUGUUUCCGAAGCUUGAUGUUUCUCCUACGGAUGGGUUUGUGACUGAGAGUGAAUUGACUGAGUGGAAUAUGCAGUCUUCUGCUAAGGAGGUUAUGCACAGGACUCAGAGAGAUAUGGACGUUCAUGAUAGAAACAAGGAUGGUUUUAUCUCUUUCUCUGAGUAUGAGCCUCCUUCUUGGGUCCGCAACUCUGGUAAUGAUUCAUUUGGCUAUAACAUGGGUUGGUGGAAGGAGGAGCAUUUUAAUGCAUCAGAUGCAAAUGGUGAUGGUUUACUGAACUUAACAGAGUUCAACGACUUUCUUCAUCCUGCUGAUACCAAGAACCAUGAGUUGCUGCUAUGGUUGUGCAAGGAGGAAGUAAGAGAAAGAGAUUCAGAUAAAGAUGGUAAGAUCGGUUUUGAAGAGUUUUACCACGGGCUCUUUGACACUGUAAGGAACUACGAAGAAGAUAAUCACAACGCUACGCAUCCUUAUCAUGACUUACCUGAAGACCCUGCAAAGCAGUUGUUUUCUCAACUUGACAAAGACGGUGACGGGUACUUAUCAGACGUUGAAUUGCUUCCCAUCAUCAGUAAAAUCCAUCCUACCGAGCAUUACUACGCAAAACAACAAGCUGAUUAUAUUAUAUCACAGGCGGAUUCAGACAAAGAUGGACGUCUGACUCUGGCAGAGAUGAUUGAGCAUCCAUACGUCUUCUACAGUGCCAUUUUCAACGAGGAUGACUCUGAUGAUGACUACGGCUUCCACGAUGAGUUUCGUUAGUUUCAUGAUGACAAUAACAUCAGGCGCAAUACGUUAUAACAACCCCUUUCUUCAGAACAGGUGAUCUCAGUUACAUCAGGCUUCAUUGUUUAAUCUUCUCUCUCCCACGGCGGCUGAUUAACUGAUGAUUUAGAAGUUAGAUUAGUAUUUAUGAUUCUAAACAUCUAAAAGAAACAUACUUCUCUUUACAUUUUGUUUCAAUCUUUUAUGCGUUCAUUAUACAUUGCUUUCUCCAUCUUUGUAUGUUAUUAUAUUACUAAAACCUCAAAGCUUAAUCUUUUA
Molecule: messenger RNA, 1681 nt
Organism: Brassica rapa (field mustard)
Lineage: Eukaryota; Viridiplantae; Streptophyta; Magnoliopsida; Brassicales; Brassicaceae
Product: calumenin-A
Cellular component (GO): endoplasmic reticulum
Molecular function (GO): calcium ion binding
Source: RefSeq, a predicted model, not a curated record